Messenger RNA from Cotesia glomerata, 1493 nucleotides. RefSeq names its product ubiquitin carboxyl-terminal hydrolase 8-like. Bases 1 to 1401 code for a protein of 466 amino acids. NCBI's taxonomy places the organism in Eukaryota, Metazoa, Arthropoda, Insecta, Hymenoptera, Braconidae. The record is from RefSeq and is a predicted model, not a curated record. Gene Ontology annotation, molecular function: cysteine-type deubiquitinase activity. The transcript is spliced from 9 exons. Gene Ontology annotation, biological process: protein deubiquitination.
AUGAAUGUGGAUACUGAAAUGAAAGCUCUUGAUGAGUACCUCAGAUUCGGUGAUAUUGAGAACCGAAUUAAAGAAACUCAAUUAAAACGAGAGGAAGUAAAAUUGGAUGAAUUAUUAAAAGAAAGAGACGCUUUAAAAAUAAAUAAAGCAAAUAAUUAUGACAGUGAAAUUUAUAAGGAGCCAUUAAAAAGCGAAGAAUCCACGUUGACAAUUAACUCUGAUUUGAAAAGAUCCCUGUCAAGUCCAAAUCUUGCGCAGUUUGAAAAUUUGAAAAUACCGACGUUUGAUCGUUCGUCUAAGCCAACAGACUUGCGUAAAAAUGAUUAUGGCAAUAGUCAUAGUAAUAGAUCUGUCGAUGAUUCCAAUUUGUCUCAUAUAAAACCUGUCUUUAUGGAUGGUGUGCAACAAGGUACAACUGGUCUAAAAAAUCUUGGUAACUCGUGUUACAUGAGUUCAAUUAUACAGUGCUUGAGUAACACACCGAUGCUGUCCAACUAUUUUCGCAACAAUAGUUAUGAAGACGAUCUCCAUCGCAAUGGAAAUUAUGGGAAAAACAGUAAAUUAGUCACUGCUUUUGCCCAAGUUAUUAAAUCGCUCUGGACUAGUACUAUACGUCAUAUUUCACCAAUUGAGCUUAAGUCAACAUUAGGAAGUCUCAGUAAUGAAUUUGGAACCAAUGAGCAGCAAGAUUCACAUGAAUUUUUAAUUCUUCUAUUAGAGUGGAUGCACUUGGCUUUAAGAACGGAUGACAAAAAAAUACCUCGAGACACUCAAAUGACUGAAGCAGAAAAACAAUACGAACAAUCUUUGGAGGGUAAAAGAUCAGUUCUGACAGAACUGUUCAAUGGACAAUCUUGUUCCACAUGUACAUGCAUGCAUUGCGGAUUUAAAAGUAUUACUUAUGAAACAUUCAACAGUUUAACUUUAUCAGUGCCUGAAAAUACACCAUGUUCCUUAUCUGAUUGUCUGGAUCAAUAUUUAAGUGUGCAAAUUAUACUGGAAUGGAAAUGCCCGAAAUGUAAAGUACCGCGGCGAGCUACAAAAAAAUGUGAUUUUGUGCGGCUGCCACCGAUUAUUAUCAUUCAUCUGAACCGGUUCAGUGGAACAGAUGGAAUAAUGUCAAAGAAAAAUACUAGUGUUAAAUGUCCGCUCAACAAUUUAAACUUGCGACAUUAUAUUCCAAAUAAUAGUAACCAAAAUUAUAAUUAUAAUAUGUAUGGUCUUUCUUAUCAUGUUGGAGGUAUCCAUGGGGGUCACUACACGGCAUAUUGUAAAAAUGUACAGAUUCAAAAAUGGUUCAAGUAUGAUGAUGACCGUGUGACGCCAGUGAGUGAAUCCGAUGUGAAGAACAUAAGUUCCAACGCAUAUUUAUUGUUCUAUUCAGCAAUGCACGAUCAAUAGAUCAAUAUUUUUAAAUAAUUGUAUAAUUAUUUAAUUAAAAUAAUUUAUUACGUGACAAUUAUAAAAAAAUUAUGGCUUAAAAUAUUCCAUUA